AUGAGACUUUCCCUCUACCCUCUCACCGACUCUUAUUACACCACGAAAGCCCUCAGCUUCACAACUUUGAGUAGCUUCUCUAGAAGCUUUCUAUCAUUUCCAAAGCGAGUGGAAUCCGCCGUAACAGCCAAGAACAUGUGGAAGGCGGUGUUGGAAAUUUUGCGGCCUGAAAAAAAGAAAGAGCGCAAGGCGAAUGAGCUGGACGCAAGUAGGGAAAAGGAAGAAAAGGGACUACAUUAUCAACGCUCUUGGACCACAAUGUCGAGCUCUACGAAUACGUGGAGAGACGUAGGGAACGAGGCGGAAGGUGACGUUGCUGGUCUAGAUCGGUAUUGCGACCAACAUAUUGAAACUGCACGGAAAGAAGACAUCAAGGAAGAGGCGGAGAAGAACGAGGUCGAGGACAUCACAGCGCUGCCUCCCAUGCCACCACCCCCGAUUGCAGCAGAACCGGUGAAGCCCAAGAAGGAGAGGAGGAAACUCGUGAGGAAGAAAGCCAGUGGUAUAGUUCAGUAA
Molecule: messenger RNA, 516 nt
Organism: Cucurbitaria berberidis CBS 394.84
Lineage: Eukaryota; Fungi; Ascomycota; Dothideomycetes; Pleosporales; Cucurbitariaceae
Exons: 2
Coding region: 1-516 (171 amino acids)
Source: RefSeq, a predicted model, not a curated record